Notolabrus celidotus (New Zealand spotty) is the source of this 5491-nucleotide messenger RNA. RefSeq names its product ASXL transcriptional regulator 1 (gene asxl1). The record is from RefSeq and is a predicted model, not a curated record. Gene Ontology annotation, biological process: animal organ morphogenesis; positive regulation of transcription by RNA polymerase II. Gene Ontology annotation, cellular component: PR-DUB complex. The transcript has 11 exons. Bases 319 to 5052 code for a protein of 1577 amino acids. Gene Ontology annotation, molecular function: peroxisome proliferator activated receptor binding; chromatin binding; DNA binding. NCBI's taxonomy places the organism in Eukaryota, Metazoa, Chordata, Actinopteri, Labriformes, Labridae.
GACCUGGUUGUUGCAUUCCAUAGAGGCUUGUCCUGCAGCAGCUCCACACACAGCCAGCCCUGCGCUCGCUCUGCUUCUGUGCUACAGAGAGACGAUAUGUGCUGAGCCCGUUCAGAGAAAGGCACUGCACUCCAGUAGAGACAGCUAUUAAGAGACUCGCAGACGCCAUUAGCACCGUCCCAAGCUGAAGGAACAGCUUGUUUUGGCUUAACAGAGAGAACCUGGAGCGCAGUUAGCCAUUUUGCUAAGCAGCUAAAUCGCCAUCGUUUUGCUUUGUAGACACACAGCAGGCUAGCCGCAGACACCAGCGCAGAGGAAAUGAAGGACAAACAAAAGAGAAAGAAGGAGCGGACCUGGGCUGAGGCGGCUCGCAUGGUGUUGGAGAACUUCUCCGAUGCACCCAUGACUCCCAAACAAAUCCUCCACGUCAUCCAGACCAAGGGGCUGAAGGAGAUGCGGAGUGGCACCGCUCCUCUAGCCUGCCUGGUCACCAUGCUGCACUCCCAGGUGAGAGGAGACCGAGUCAAAAACAGCAUCUUCUUCAAGCUGCCUGGACGUAUGAGCCUGUUUACUCUCAAGAAGAAUGCCCCCCAGUGGUCAAAGACAACAUCAGAGACGGAUACAACAACAGAGGCCACUGGAAGCACCGCUCAUUCCUCCAGCGGCAGCAAUCCUGCGGCGGGCUCGGCUGUAGGAUCAUCUGGACCCACUGAAGCAACCGAGCAGGAGAGCUGCGACUCCACCGAGACCAAUGCUGCGAGCGGAGACAAUGAUGCUUCCGUGGACGAAAGCUCGUCCAGCGCCUCCUGCUCCGCCGAGCCACCGCCUGUCAUCAACCAGCCACAGACCCGCCUCAGCAGGUCAGCAGGACAGCAGGGACGUACAGAAGCACAGCAGGCCCAACAUGCUCCACACGCUCAGACCAGACUGAGCCGCUCAAGACAGUCAGGGAGGCAGAGGAAGAAAGCCGUCAUGAUGCCUCGUGUUGUCCUCACUCCUCUUAAAGUGAACGGAGAGCACGUCCCCUCAGGUCCCAUGAAAAGGAGUCGAGGAGGAGUGGACGUCGACUUUGAAACACCGGGCUCCAUCCUGGUCAACACCAACAUCAGAGCUCUCAUCAAUGUGCGGACCUUCUCAGCCUUCCCCGCACACUCGCAGCAGCAACUUCUGCAGCUGCUUCCGGAGGUGGACCGACUGGUUGGAUCUGACGGUAUGGCCCGGUUGAGCAGCUCAGCUCUCAACAACGAGUUCUUCACCCACGCCUCGCAGAGCUGGAAAGAGAGGCUGGCUGAGGGGGAGUUCACCCAUGAGAUGCAGGUUCGAUUCAGACAAGAGAUGGAGAAAGAGAAGAAGGUUGAAGCAUGGAAGGAGAAGUUCUUUGAGGAGUAUCACGGGCAAAAGUCCGGCCUGACGAAGGAAGAGUCACUCAAGCUGACCGCAAGCGAAGCCAGUGAAGUUGCAGCGACUGUGCUGGAAAGUGACGUUGCUGUGGUUGCAACACCGAAGAGACGCAGCGUAGGUCGAAGGAGGAGAGACGGGCGGAUGAGGAGACGCACACGGGCUGAUCUGCGGCGCAGGGCUCGCCGGACCCUCUGCAAGACCACACCUCCGGCCCUGCCAGCCCCAGAGACACCAGAGGCCAGCGCCGCUCUGGACAUCUCUGCCGUCUCCAUCGGCUCUCCCAUGUCCGACAACACAGUGGUGCAAGGGGAGGUCGAGCUGCAGACCGAGUGUGGGGUGGAGCUCCCGGCAGAGAGCCCAUCCAACGAGCCAAAGCCUUCUCCAACUCAAGAGCCGGUCGAGUUACCGGCUCCGGCUCCCACUCCCACUCCCACUCCCACUCCCACUCCAACUCCAACUCCAACUCCAACUCCAACACCAACACCAACUCCAACACCAACUCCAACACCGACUCCAAGCCCCAGCCCGAGCCCUGCCUCCACCAGUGCCAACGAAGAACAAGAAGUCACCGCCCGCCUGCUCCCAGAGGAGGCUGCACCCGCUCUUGCUUCCACCUCCUCCCCCUCCUCCUCCUCUUCGUCUUCUUCAUCUGCCUCCUCACCAGCCUCCUCCCCCUCCUCCCCUUCAGACAGACAAGGAGCCUUUGCAGCAGGCUUGGACUCUUCUUCGUCCUCCUCGGCGUCAUCGAGUGCUGCAGUUGCAGCCGAUCCCCUGGAUGACACCGCCUCCGUGGUCACCUCCGUCACAGGAGGCACCGCCACCAGCAGCCGUGAGAGCAGCCCCUCAGCCAGCCCAGCCACCACCCCCGUCCCCAGCUCCCAGCCCAAGGAGAAGAGGAGGCCCGAGGAGGCUCAGGCCUUUUCCAGCUUUCCCGAAAAGAGGCCGCGGCUGGAUGAUCGUCAGUCCUUUCGUACCACAAUUGACGGUGUCCGCACAGAGAAGCCGCAGCCGACAACCGAAGAGCCUAAGGUGCCGCCAAUCCGGAUUCAACUGUCCAGAAUCAAACCUCCCUGGGUCAAAGGCCACCCCACCUACCAGAUCUGCCCAAGGAUCGUGCCCCCCGGCGAGGGCUCGCGGCGGUCGGGGACGGGGGGCGCGCGCACCUUGGCGGACAUCAAAGCCCGCGCCCAGCAAGCCCGCGCCCAGCGGGAGGCCGCUGCUGCUGUUGCAGCCACUGGCGACGGGACAGGGACGGACGGGGUCCGGCUGCGGCCUGCUGCUGGGCUACCGGAUAGCAGCAAUGGACGACGAGCGCGAGAGCAUCCAGGACCUAUCGAGCCCGGAGGAGGAGGAGGAGGAGGAGGAGACGGAGGAGGAGGAGGAGGAGGAGGAGGAGGAAGAAGGGGAGGUGGUGGGAUGGAGGAGCAGGGAUCGUCUACGAGCGCUAAUCCGUCUGGAGCACAACUACAGCUUCACAAUGUAGAACCUGGGCCCCAGCCUUCUCCGUCUCUGUCCACCACCUCCACCUCCACCUCCACGUCCCUGGAGCCCCCGCAGACCCCGAGUCCUCCUCUAGAGGACACCGCUGGAGGAGCAGAUACAGGAGAGGAGACAGAGACAACAUCCACCAGUGUACAGAGCUCCUCCAACGGACUGGAGAAGGCAGCUGAGUCGUCCUCUCCAGAGUCUGAUGCUGUUUCAAAGUCCCCUGCUGCCCUGUCAGCUAGACAGAGCCGGGUUCCUGAGUCUGCAGCUGUUCCCUCAGAGAGAGCAGACCAGGGUUGUGAAAAACCCCUUCUGGUCCCGACCUCCAUCCCAGAUUCCCUCCCCAGGUUCGGUGCUCAGGGUGUGGAUGUUAUUCAGACUCUUGCCAGCUCCUGUCAUCCCAAAGAGAAGCUGAAGGGCAAGGAGUCUGGUCUGGGUGGAGUCAUCCAGCACGGUUCUCAUCAUGUGGAUACCCAUGACGUGUUUUCUCACUCAGCGACAGAGAGAAAGCUAACGAAUGCAUCCUCACCCCGACACAUGGACUCUUCUGAGAAAGACUAUGAGGCUGGGAAUCACAGCGACUCCACAGAAACCGCUUCAGACUGUGAGAACGAGAGCCAGGAAGAUGAUCAGCACCCAGACCAGGACUGGUGCCCCCAACUGAGCAAGCCCAGAAACGGUCAACUGGUCAUCUGCAGCCCUCCUCCUCCGCCUCAGAACCAGCAGCCGGUCAUCCAUGCCCACGUAUCCAGCCGCCAAGGCCAGACCGUCAUCCAGCCCUGCUUCCCAAAUGGUCUACCCCACCCCCAGCACAGCCGCCCCCACUCCCAGGACCACCAGGCUCUUUCGACCAGGGACUCCAACGUUGUGGUCAAAAUGGAGCCUGGAGAAGACUGCAGAGUGUCCCGACAGAUCUCUGCUGAAGACGAGUGUCCUGGAGGUUUAAAGCUCUCUCUCUCUCACCACAGUUCUUCUGCAACCUCCAAGAGACUGCCAAUCUCAGCCAGACCAGUAUCCAGUGUGGAGGCCAACAACCCCUUGGUCACUCAGCUGUUACAGGGCAGCCUGUCCCUGGAGAAAGUUCUGCCUGCUCACUCUGCUAACAGGUUAGAGAUCAGCCGGCUGCCGGGACCCCAACCCAGACCACCAAUAGCAAGGACCCCGGGGUCACGAGGCAGGCCGGAGAUCUUAGCCCAGUCCCUGAGCCCUGAUCUAACUGUGAACAACAACAAGUCUCCACCAGGCCGCCUGGUCUCCUGUCUGAUGGAGACGCCCGCGGUGUCUCAGUAUCAAUCCCAGCAGGCUCCAGGAGCAGUCCCAGUCAUCACCUCGGUGCCCCCCUCCUCCUCCUCCUCCUCGAAUUCAAUCUACAGAAGUAAACUAGACCUCAGCUCUCACACCGCCCUGGAGUCUGCAGUCAUCAAAGACUCUCACGGUCCUCAGCCCUCGCAGGGAGACCGGCCACAGAACUCCCACCGCACCCUGCAGAACGGCCCCUCUCCUGCCCAUGCAGACCCGUGUCCCACAGAGGUGGUGCCGACUAUCAAGAUCAACUGGCGCCCCCCUCAGUCUCAGCUCUCCCACCUUCACCAACAGCAGCUGUCUCCGGCGUCCUCUGUAAAGAACGAAGCGGGCACUCGGCCAUCCUGCCAGGCUCUCUCCAAAUCCUCCCCCAUCAAACCCCUCAGUGUUACCAAAAAGGAGCCCAUCAUGGACGGCUACCUGAGCGGUGGGGCGAUGGAGGGACUCCUCAACAUGGAGAUGACUUUAGCCAGGAUGGCGAAGAAGGAACACAUCAAAGGUCCCUACUCCACCUCCUCCUCCUCGUCCUCCCCAUCACCCUCCUCUUCUCUUCCCUUCCAGCUGUACGGGAAGCUCCCGAAACAAGGCGGAGGAGUCAGCUACACGGCCAAUGUGUCGGUGAUGGACAACGGUGGUUUUACCCGCAGCAUGGCGGACGGUGUUCUCCAGCUUCGCCCUCGCUUGGCCGCCACCCAGGCCACCCUCAGCAUCCAGGCCUUUACUGACAGUACGGCCGAGGAGGUGGCGCUCAAGUGCUCGUGCCGCCUUAAAGCCAUGAUCAUGUGCCAAGGCUGCGGUGCCUUCUGCCAUGACGAUUGCAUCGGGCCCUCCAAACUGUGCGUGUCGUGUCUGGUGGUCAGAUAGUAUGUCGGCGUGCCUGUGCGCUGUAGGACUGAGACCUGUACAGCAUCAGCAUCAGGACUGAGGGGCUCCAUGUACAGAACAUAGAACGAGCCUGACAGGCAGGAUUUGCCUUGUAUGAUAUAUUUGGUCUGUAUUUUUUGUUGUUGCAGAUUUUCAGAUUUUUUUUAGCUGUAUUGAUAUAUUAUUAUUAUUAUUGUUAUUAUUAUUAUUAUUAUUGUUGUCGUUAUAAUUAUUGUGAAUUCGGGGCAUGAUUGAUUGUAAAUUGUGCCUUUUUUUUUUCUCUCCUCAAAAAACAUUUACCUCAUCUUAUCUCGCUCCACCUGUCAUCAUUUGGUGGCCAUCAUUGUUUUGGUCCCUUGUUUCCUCAGUGAACAAGGACGUAUUGUUGUCUCUUUGCGCAAAGAAGUAUUUUUUUAACCAUUAAAAUGAGUAAAUGACA